AUGUAUACAACCAAUGAUGCUGGCGCUAAAAUCACACCAGCAGAUUACCUUGCAAGUGCAACAAUUGCAUCGGCGUGGAAAAAAUCACAAACUAAGAACGAUGAUGUUCUGUUCUACAACUGCACAAGCACAAAUGAGAAUACUUUCCUAUGGAGGGAAAGCUUUGAGAAAAACAAACAUCUUUUCAUGGAAUACGCGCCUUAUAAAAAGAUUAUUUGGUAUCCAAAUCUCACGUUUACUUCCAGCUACAUAUGGAACAUGACAUGCCUGAUUCUGUUUCAAUUAUUCCCCGCAAUGUUUCUCGAUCUUUUUCGAAUGCUAUCCGGAAAGAAACCAAUCUUCACAUCACUUCAAAUGAAAGUUAUCAAAGGAAUCAAAAUUUUCUAUUAUUUCACAACAAGGAACUUUCUUUUCGAGACUGAUAAGCUUCACAAUCUUUUCAAUUCAUUGGAUAAGGAUGAUAAGAUAAAGUUUUACUUCGAUCACACAACAAUUUAUUGGCCUGAUUAUUUUGAAAAUGGUGGGCGGAAUCUUCGAAAAUAUAUUCUUAAAGAAAGUGAAUUAAACAUCCCAAAAGCUCAACAGAAGUUAAGAAAACUUUAUUAUGCUGACAGAAGUUUAAAGAUCUUUGGAGUUUUACUUUUAAGUUAUUAUCUUUGGCAAUUGACUCAAUGGGUUCUAACUUGA
Messenger RNA from Clunio marinus, 687 nucleotides. The record is from the annotation of a GenBank genome assembly. NCBI's taxonomy places the organism in Eukaryota, Metazoa, Arthropoda, Insecta, Diptera, Chironomidae.